ACAGGUUGUGUAAUUUUUUAAUUAUAAAUAAAUUGGCUGUAAUUAAUAAAUAUUCUAGUUAUAAUAAUGUAAAGCUGUUUCAUGCAAUUUCAUUAGACUCAACAUUUUGUAAGUACUACACGAUUGCAUGAAAAAAGUAUAUCUUGUACAAAGUUCAGGUUAAGCGUGGGAGGCUUGUCAACAUUUGAGUGAGAGUUAUACAGAGAAGUAUUGAUGUGUCCAAGUAUUUUUGGGAAAAAUUGACAUCCAGCACAGAGUCACAAAUUGACGACGAGUUGUUGAAUUUUUUCGACAACUCGAUCGCUGAAACAUGAGGACCUAAUAUUUGUUUGUCAAAAUGUCGAGCGAAGAGUCCUAUCAAGACCGACAAAAUAGCGAGCUCGAGGUUUUAAAAUCUAUCUUUGUCAAUGAACUACGUGAUCUGCGCAAAAGUAAGCAAAAAAAGAAAUGGCAACCUUUACACAUCUCCAUCACUCUUACUCCUCAGAAAAGCAUGUCUGGACCAGCAGAAAUUUAUACAAAAGUAGACUUGCACGUUACCUGCAACGAAAAAUACCCUGAAGAAGCACCCCAAAUUUGCUUGGAAAAUGGUGAAGGUUUGUCCAAUCAACAAUUGGCAACAGAACUUUCAGAACUUGAAGCUUUGGCUAGAGACAGCAUCGGGGAAGUCAUGAUUUAUGAGCUGUGUCAGCAUGUUCAGAGAUUUCUCCAUGAACACAACAACAAGCCGAGGUAUAGCAGCUUUUACGAAGAAAUGGUUUCAAAACAGCAAGAAAGAAUCAAAUUUGAAAUGCAAGAGAAACAGAUGAAAGAAGACAAAGAGAGACGUGUCUUACAAGAUGAAAUUUCCAAAAGGCAAGAAGCAUUUAAGGAAAUUCAAAUGCAUAAUCGGCGUGAAUUAACUCGUUUUUCGUUUGAUACUGAUCUCAAUUUUCUAAGAUCCACAACAAUUUCGUCUCAAGAAAGAUUUAGGGCUUUUUCCAGAAAAAGAUGCGUGAGUACAUCCGAGAGCUCAGAGGGUUCUUUAUGUGAGCAUAGAGGAACCAAACUCUUACACUUUGAUAACAAUAAGAGAGAAAGACAAGUUAAUAGAGGCAAGUGCUUAGGACACAGUAAAAGAGGAGGAUCGAUUUGCUAUGCUGGAGUCGAUUGUAUUUCUGGAGAGUUACUAGCUGUGACAGAGUGGACACUCAAGUGUGCAACAUCUGGUCAUGAUAAUAGUGAUGUCAACAAUUUACAAAAUCUAAUAAAGCAGAUAGCAGGAAUUGAACAAGAACUCAAUCAUUUGUAUAAACUACAACACAUGAAUCUUGUUCAUUUUCUAAACAUGAAGUAUUUGCAGGAUAAAGAUAACAUUAUAGUUUAUAUUUUGCAAGAAUUUGUUUUUGGAACAAGCUGUUCAUAUUAUCUGAAAGAAAACAUUCCAGUUGAUAAGGAUAUGCUGAAACAUUUAGCAGUUGGAAUUCUGUCCGCCCUUCAGUACCUGCACGAAAACAAUGUUGUCCACAAAGACCUUCGAGAUACCAAUGUUUACAUUGAUAGAGCAGGACUCGUUAGGCUUGCCAAUUAUUCACUUGAAAAACGCUUGUCAGAUUUAUACCAAGCAUGUUGUUUGUCCAAAGUUGAACAUGAUAUCACGUCCCAAGGUAGAAGCGGUAAAAAAGGCGAUAUUCAUAAGUUUGGUAUUCUUUUGUUGUCCUUGGCAAAGGGUUCAAUUUUCACCGAAGAUGAUUUGGCAGGCGACACGACGUGUUGUAAUGACCUCCAGCCGGAUUUAAAAGACUUUAUAUUAAAGUGCCUUGUAAACGAUGAUAGAUCACGUUGGUCAGCAGAGCAACUCCUGCAACACUGCUUUAUUCAAACGCCACUCGAGCGGGGCUUACCUACUCCAAGACUGAACGGCAGCAAAGAGCAAAAUUGUAUAGAGCCAGAAGAAGAGCCCGACGACAGCGAUAUACCUUUCGAUCUAUCAGCUUUUGGUGGCCAGUCGCGUCUGAAAAACGAGUUCGAAGUACUUAAGUGGUUGGGAAACGGAGCCUUUGGUGACGUGUUGAAAGUUAGAAAUAAACUGGAUGGCGGGUUGUACGCCUUGAAGAGAAUCAAAUUAAAUCCAAAAAAUAAGCAGCUGAAUAAAAAGAUGACGCGCGAGGUAAAACUAUUAUCCAGAUUGAAUCACGAGAACGUUGUUCGGUAUUAUAAUUCCUGGAUUGAAAGUGCAACCCUUGAUGAUUCGACAUACAACGCAUUUAUGCCUUCUGCAACGCCAUCAAUAAAAGUCACCUCGACCAUUAAAGAUAGAGGAGUUUUAAGUAAUGAUAACGUAAGACAUUUUAAUUUUGGAAGUGAAAAUAUUGAAAAAUUAGCUCCACCCAUGCACGAGGUUGAAUGGAAUGUUUCAUAUAAUUCCCGAGCUAGUGUAGCUGCUGAUGAUAGCGAAGAAGAUAAUAGUGAUCAGUGUGAUGAUGAUUCCGACAGCGAUAUAGAUUGGAAAUAUCCCGCAGCAACAAAAACGUGCACCGACGAAUCUGACAGUAUAGAAUUUGCAGAAAGUGAAAAAUCGCAAACAUCUAACUCAUGCUCUGCUCGUGAUACUCCAGAUGGAGUCAGAGGACCAAAAGCCAAAAAAGAAAUUCAGUUUAUGUAUUUACAAAUGGAGUUUUGUGAAAAAAGUACUUUAAGAACUGCCAUUGACAAUGGUCUUUAUAAAGAUGGGGAAAGAAUUUGGCGCUUAUUUCGAGAAAUCGUCGAAGGUCUGUCGCACAUACAUCAAAAGGGUAUGAUUCACCGAGAUCUAAAACCUGUCAAUAUAUUUUUGGACAGCAACGAUCACGUGAAAAUUGGAGAUUUUGGUUUGGCAACGACAAAUAUUCUUCCAAGCUUACCGCACAGUAUUGAAAAAGAAUCUCAAGUUGACAAAGGUUUAGGCUCUGAAAAAGACUAUUCAGAAUCGUUAACUGGGCAAGUUGGGACAGCUUUGUAUGUUGCUCCGGAAUUGUCUACGCAAGCAGUGAAAGCUAUAUACAACCAGAAAGUAGAUAUUUAUAGUUUAGGAAUUAUUUUUUUUGAAAUGUGCUACAAGCCUCUCAAAACUGGCAUGGAGCGCGUUAAAAUAAUUUUAAACAUUAGAUCUAAAGAGAUUCUUUUGCCUCCCGAGUUCAAUGAGACAAACACUAAACAUCUUUUAUGCUGGUUGUUGAAUCACGAUCCAAGCCAACGACCAUCAGCUAAUGAAUUAUUGGCAUCCGAGUUUUUACCACCACCCCAGCUGGAAGAGGCAGAAUUACAAGAAAUGGUUCGUCAUACUCUGUCUGAUGCUCAGAGCAAGGCUUACAAGUAUCUCGUGAGUUGUUGUUUUUCACAACAAGAAGCAACACCAGCUGAAGACAUGACGUAUGACAUGCCAUUUUCAGUUAAGAAAAUUGGCCUACAAAAGGCACCAUUUACUCAGGAAUAUGUCAAGACAAAAGUCAUCAAAGUAUUUCAGAGACAUGGCGGGCAGUGCAUCGUGACUCCUCUACUCAUGCCGAAAUCUGGUCUCUCCAUUUUACCAGAUAGUUGCGUUCAACUGAUGACUCGCACAGGUAGUAUCGUCUCCAUACCAUACGACUUGCGUGCACCUUUUGCAAGAUACGUAGCGUGGAAUUCUAUUAGGAAAAUAAGAAGAUACGCUAUCGAGAGGGUAUACAGAGAAAAUAAGGCUCACAUUGGAUUUCAUCCACGAGAGUUAUACGAGGGUGCCUUCGACAUUAUUAGUCCUCUAGUGACAUUGAAUGCCGAAGCAGAACUUAUUGCUAUAGUCUGGGAAAUAUAUAAUGAGUUCCCUGAGCUGCAGAACCGAUCUUACACUAUCCGCAUUAAUCACUCCUUGCUGCUUCAAGCCAUCCUAAUGGCUUGUGGUAUUGAGCGCGAGAAAUUUCAAGACAUAUACUCGAUUCUGCGUGAUGCGCGCAAAUUGAAACCUCUACAGAUUGAAACUCACUUGACGAGUUUAUGUUUAACUGAGCAAGCUAUGAGUAUGCUUUUUAAGCUAUUUGAUACUGAAUUUUCAAUAUCGGCACUCCCUGAUGACCUUAAAUUUAUCACGAGGAGGAAAGGCGAAAUAGCAGCUUUGGCAAAGCAAGGUCUCAAAGAUAUCGAAACGGUCAUCAGUUUUGCAGAGAGUUUGGGGGUGAAGUGGCCAGUUGUAGUGACACCGCUAUUUGUACUCAAUAUCGAACAGUAUAGCGGAAUAUUUUUCCAAAUAACAUAUGAAAAUAAAAAACGCAAGCGAAUCAGUCAAGACGUUAUUGCAGCCGGUGGAAGAUAUGACAAAAUUCUCUCGUCAUUUCGUCAAUUUUUGCAGCGCACGGGUAUAAUGAACCACGCUGAACAGUUUGGUGUUGGAAUCAGUAUUUCAUUGGACAAAUUAGUUUUGGCAAUAGGCGAACUGUCCAACGAGUUUAUUCACGAGAAUAAAGUUGCUAUUGACGUGGGAGUCUGCUGCGUGGACGGGGAGCCCCAGCGAAAUAAAAAAGAAUUGGGUGAUAUUUUUCGAGAAUUGUGGGCACUUAAUCUCAAAGUCGAUUUAAUUGAAUUCACAGUUUUCGAGGAAAUAAUGGAGUACUGCCAAGAGAAUAAUAUUAACCACGUUGUUAUGUUGAAAAACGGAGAAAGGGGCUCAUUAAGGAUACUAACCUGGGAACGUGAUAGAUUCCAGGAGCGGAAAAUCAAUACCAAGGAAUUAUCAGACUACUUUCGUCAGACUGAAAAUACUACGACCGCCAUAUUAAACAGAUCUGACAGCAAACCAAAUCCCAAUAACGAUUCAAGUGUUUCGUCUAACCCGUCAAGCGAAAAAAUUGCAAUAAACUUUAUCCUUACUGACAAGGAAAAGUUAUCUGCUGGCAGCAAAAGAAAUUACAAGAACGCCAUGCUUGCACAAAUGUCACCGUUCUUCGAUUGGUGUGGAUAUAAAAAUCCAUUUGAACUGUUUGGUGUUUCCUUAGAUAUGUCUGUUAUUAGAUUAUUUAGCUCCUAUCUAGAGUUAAAUGAGGAUGAGCAGGACUUUCAAAAAAGUCUUCAAGAGCUGAUUGCGGACUCAAAGUUACGUGCAUCACUCAAAAAAUAUGUUAUAGAGAUCUGCGAAAACCUUUGGGGAACUGUGAAGGCUUAUGCAAAGGAGCACAAGCCACGUCCAAUUAUAAUUUUAUACAGUUUAUGCGACAGUCGAUACAAGAGAAUUGAUUAAAUGUACA
This is a messenger RNA of Copidosoma floridanum, 5234 nucleotides long. It is a transcript of the gene Gcn2, whose product is annotated as eukaryotic translation initiation factor 2 alpha kinase Gcn2. Gene Ontology annotation, biological process: negative regulation of cytoplasmic translational initiation in response to stress; DNA damage checkpoint signaling; regulation of translational initiation by eIF2 alpha phosphorylation. NCBI's taxonomy places the organism in Eukaryota, Metazoa, Arthropoda, Insecta, Hymenoptera, Encyrtidae. The record is from RefSeq and is a predicted model, not a curated record. Gene Ontology annotation, cellular component: cytosol; cytoplasm; nucleus. Gene Ontology annotation, molecular function: protein binding; ATP binding; eukaryotic translation initiation factor 2alpha kinase activity.